UUCUUGAAGAGGCGUGGAAGCAAGAAAAAGAAAAAAAAGAAGAAAACUAGGGUUAGGGUUUGACUCGAGCGAAAAAAUCCAAUCUCAGGCCUUAAAUUGCCAGAUUCCGGCAAGAUCGGCGGUAUUGCGACGAUCCCACGUCUCGAUCUGCAGCCUGGUUUUCGAAAACCGGAAAACGGCAUAGAAACGGCUGCGAAAUCGUCGGAAAACGCGUCCGGAACCUUAAAACCGCUUUUCGGGCGGGGCGGAAAUGCGGGGGAAGAGAGGGAGGCGGUUUUUGUGGGCUGGAAUUGCAGGAGAGUGGUUUUUGUCAGCGGUUUCGUGAAAAGCGGGUUUUUGUGUCUGUGGGGGUGUUUCUGUAAUUCCAAAGUUUUUGCAGGGCCAUUUUGCAUUUUUUCAUGCAGGCUGGCUCGCAGGGUGGCGGUGGCGGGCCUGGGCGGAAUCCGGCGGUGGCACCGCCUGGGCGGUCGGGUUCUUCCGCGGCGGCAUCGCCAUCGUCUUCGUCUUCUGGAUUUGAUUCAAUGCAGCAGCAGAUUGCUUUCAGACAGUCUCUACAGCAGCAGCAGCAGCUCAGGAAGUCUGAAGGAGAUGAAGCCCUUUUAGCUUAUCAGGCAGGUGGUGUCCAUGGAGUCAUGGGAGGGAGCAACUUCCCUUCACCUUCUUCCUCUGUAUCUUUGCCUCAACAAUCAAGGAAGUUCAUAGAUUUGUCUCAACAAGGUGGUGGUGCCACUCAGAUUCGCGAGGAAAACCAGAAUAAAGGGCAUGGCAUGGAACAGAAUGUGCUAAACCCAAUUCAUCAAGCUUACCUCCAGUAUGCUUUCCAGGCUGCCCAGCAGAAGUCUCAUGGGAAUAUGCAACCACAGCAGCAAGCUAAAAUGGGAUUUGUUGGUCCAUCUGGAAAAGAUCAAGACAUGCGCAUGAACAAUCUUAAAAUGCAGGAGCUUAUGUCUAUUCAGGCAACUAAUCAGACACAGGCAGCUAUGUUCAAGAGGUCAGGUGAACAUUUUUCUCAUGGUGAGAAGCAAAUCGAGCAAGGGCAGACGAGUGCCGACCAACGCAGCGAGUCAAAACCUCCCCAAGCAUCGAUUGGACCGUUAACAGGAGCAAACAUGAUAAGACCUGCGCAACCGCAACAGGCUCAACCAAACAUGCAAAGCAUUGCAAACAACCAGUAUGCGAUGGCUCAGUUGCAAGCGAUGCAGGCUUGGGCAUUGGAGCAUAAUGUAGAUCUUUCCCUUCCUGCCAAUGCUGGUUUGGUUGCUCAAAUUCUUCCCCUUUGGCAAUCUAAAAUGGCAGCGAUGCAGAAACCAAAUGAAAACAACGCAGUUAUGCAUCCGUCACGGCUCCCUCCAUCAAAGCAACAGAUUACUUCUUCUUCACCAGUUGCCAAUGAAAACUCGAUCCAUGGGAAUUCAUUGAGUGAUGUGUCCAGCCCUGGCUUGUCAAAAACCAGACAGGCACAUCCUUCCGGGCCUUUUCCAAAUGCUGGGAAUGUUACCAUGGUCAAUUCCAAUAACAUUCAGAUGCAGCAACUCGGAAUGCAAGGGCGGGAAAACCAGACCGAGAGGAUUCCUAGACAUCAAAUCAUGACUGGAAAUGGGAUGCCGUCAAUGCAUCCACCUCAGGCACCUGCAAGCAUGAACCAGAGCAUUGAUCCUUCGAUUAGAAAGAAUGCUGAAACAUUGCAAAUGCAAUACUUCAGGCAGGUGCAACAGUUGAACCGACCUACUUCACAGCCCGCAGUUCCUUCCGGUGAGGGCUCGAACUCGAGCAAUAACAUUCCGUCUCAGGUUGCACCUGUAGCCCAGGUGCCACAGCAACGUUUUGGGUUUACUAAACAGCAACUUCAUGUUCUUAAGGCACAAAUAUUAGCAUUCAGGCGUUUGAAGCGAGGUGAAGGUACUCUUCCACAGGAAGUUCUUCAGGCCAUUGUUCCACCACCCCUUGAGUCAGAUCCACCACAGGUUCUUCCUUCUCCAGGAAUGGUUAACCAGGAUAAGAAUGCUGGGAAGAAUGUUGAAGAGCAUGCGAGAUAUUUAGAGUCCAAUGACAAGGCUCCGCAGCUCACGCCUUCAAGCAAAGGACAAGAUCUGCUAAAAGAGGAAUCCUCCACAGGAGACGAUAAAGCAACUGUGUCCACUCUCCCACAGGGAGCGACAGGUGCAGUGAAGGAACAUAUGCAGUCAGGAUCUGCUGGAAAGGAAGAUCACAACACCAUAGCUUCUAUUAAGUCCGAGCAGGAAGUUGAACGGGGGAAUCAGAAAAGUUCUAUUAAGUUUGAUGCUAGUGCAGAUAAGGGAAAGGCUAUUCCACUGCAGGGUGCUGCAUUGGAUGCUGUGCAAGCUAAGAAACAAACUCACACAAGUACUCCACCUCCAAAAGAUGCUAAUGGCACAAGAAAGUAUUAUGGCCCUCUUUUCGAUUUUCCUUAUUUUACUCGGAGACAUGACUCCUUUGGCUCAUCAACAAUUGUUAAUAACACAAAUAACUUAACACUAGCAUACAAUGUGAAGGAUUUGCUAUUUGAGGAAGGCGUGGAAGUGCUUAACAAGAAAAAGGUGGAGAAUUUGAAAAAGAUUGGUGGUCUACUUGCAGUGAACUUGGAGCGGAAAAGGAUCAAACCUGAUCUUGUUUUGCGGCUACAAAUUGAACAGAAAAAGCUUCGACUAUUAGAUUUUCAGGCACAUUUAAGAGAUGAAGUUGACCAGCAGCAGCAAGACAUUAUGGCAAUGCCUGACAGGCCGUAUCGGAAGUUUGUUAGGCUAUGUGAACGCCAGCGCAUGGAGCUUGCGAGGCAAGUGCAGCUCUCUCAAAAGGCCAUGAGAGAAAGGCAACUAAAAUCCAUCUUUCAGUGGCGCAAGAAGCUUCUUGAAGCCCAUUGGGUUAUUCGUGAUGCACGUACUACCCGAAACAGGGGAGUUGCCAAAUAUCAUGAAAAAAUGUUGAGAGAGUUCUCUAAAAGAAAGGAUGAAGAUAGGAACAAAAGAAUGGAGGCAUUGAAAAAUAAUGAUGUUGAUAGGUACCGUGAAAUGUUACUGGAGCAGCAGACCAACAUUCCAGGUGAUGCAGCUCAGAGAUACAAUGUUCUCUCAUCGUUUUUGUCUCAGACAGAAGAAUACCUCCAUAAACUUGGAGGGAAAAUAACAUCUGCAAAGAAUCAUCAAGAGGUGGAAGAGGCAGCAAAUGCAGCAGCAGCAGCUGCCCGGUCUCAGGGUCUUUCAGAAGAAGAAGUUAAGGCAGCAGCAGCUUGUGCAAGGGAGGAAGUAAUGAUUAGAAAUCGGUUCUCUGAAAUGAAUGCACCAAGGGAAAACUCCUCUGUAAACAAGUAUUAUAAUCUUGCACAUGCUGUGAGUGAAAGAGUUGUAAGGCAACCCUCAAUGCUGCGGGCCGGAACUUUACGAGACUAUCAGCUUGUUGGGCUACAAUGGAUGCUAUCAUUGUAUAACAACAAGUUAAAUGGGAUUUUGGCGGAUGAAAUGGGUCUGGGAAAGACUGUACAGGUCAUGGCAUUGAUGGCUUAUUUGAUGGAAUUCAAAGGGAACUAUGGGCCUCAUCUUAUAAUUGUUCCAAAUGCUGUAUUGGUUAAUUGGAAGAGUGAGCUACACAGUUGGCUGCCUUCUGCAUCAUGCAUUUUUUACGUUGGUGGAAAGGAUCAACGCUCAAAGUUGUUUUCUCAGGUGGUUAGUGCCAUGAAGUUUAAUGUACUCGUUACAACUUACGAGUUUGUGAUGUAUGAUCGUGCAAAGCUAUCGAGAGUUGACUGGAAGUAUAUUAUAAUUGAUGAAGCUCAGCGUAUGAAAGAUAGGGAAUCAGUUCUGGCACGUGACCUUGAUAGGUAUCGUUGCCAGAGACGGUUGCUUCUGACUGGGACUCCCUUACAGAAUGAUCUGAAGGAGCUUUGGUCCCUUCUAAAUUUACUCCUCCCAGAAGUAUUUGAUAAUCGCAAGGCAUUCCAAGAUUGGUUCUCGAAGCCCUUUCAAAAGGAUGGCUCUUCAGAAAGUGCAGAGGAUGACUGGCUUGAGACCGAGAAGAAAGUCAUCAUCAUACACCGUCUUCAUCAAAUUCUGGAGCCGUUUAUGCUCAGACGACGCGUUGAAGAUGUCGAAGGUUCACUUCCUCCCAAGGUCUCCAUUGUUUUGAGGUGUAAAAUGUCUGCAAUCCAAGGUACCAUAUAUGAUUGGAUCAAAUCUACUGGUACUAUCAGAGUUGAUCCUGAGGAUGAGCAAAGGAGGGUCGAGAAGAAUCCAAUGUACCAGGUCAAGAAGUAUAAGAAUCUUAACAACAGAUGCAUGGAGCUGCGUAAAGCUUGCAAUCAUCCUUUGCUUAAUUACCCUUAUUUCAGUGACCUGUCCAAAGACUUCCUUGUGAGAUCUUGUGGAAAGCUUUGGAUCCUAGAUAGGAUUCUCAUAAAACUUCAAAGAACUGGACACCGCGUGCUUCUCUUUAGUACCAUGACAAAGCUUCUUGAUAUAUUAGAGGAGUACUUGCAAUGGCGACGGCUCGUCUACAGAAGAAUUGAUGGAACAACUAGCUUAGAAGAUCGUGAAUCAGCUAUUGUGGACUUCAAUGCCCCUGAUUCCAAUUGCUUUAUCUUCUUGCUCAGUAUUCGUGCUGCCGGAAGAGGCCUGAAUCUUCAGACUGCAGACACUGUUAUCAUCUAUGAUCCUGAUCCAAAUCCCCAAAAUGAAGAACAAGCAGUUGCCAGGGCUCAUCGCAUUGGACAGAAGAGAGAGGUCAAAGUCAUAUACAUGGAAGCAGUUGUUGACAAAAUCUCUAGUUAUCAGAAAGAAGAUGAAUUGAGGAACAGUGGUUCAGUUGAUUUAGAGGAUGAUCUUGUGGGUAAGGGUCGAUACAUGGGAUCCAUUGAGAGCCUUAUCCGCAAUAAUAUUCAACAAUAUAAGAUAGAUAUGGCAGAUGAGGUCAUAAAUGCUGGGCGCUUUGAUCAGCGCACUACACAUGAAGAGAGGCGUUUGACUUUAGAAACAUUGUUGCAUGACGAGGAGAGGUGUCAAGAAAAUGUUCAUGAUGUUCCCUCACUACAGGAGGUGAAUCGCAUGAUAGCUCGGAGUGAAGAAGAGAGAGAGCUCUUCAAUCAGAUGGAUGAAGAGUUUGAUUGGACGGAGGAGAUGAUCAAGUACAAUCAAGUUCCGAAAUGGCUUCGAGCUGGAACGAGAGAAGUAAAUGCUGUUAUAGCUAAUCUAUCUAAGAAGCCACCAAAGGACGGUUUAGUUGUUGAUUUUGGCAUAGAACCAAGUGAAACUCCUGGUGAUGUAUCUCCUACCAAAACCGAGAGAAAGAGGGGGCGGCCAAGGGGUUCCUCCAGAAUAAAAAAGUAUUCCAUGUACUUGGAGAUAGACGAUGAAAAUGUAGAAGAUUCUGAAGCAAGUACAGACGAGAAGAAUGGGUAUUCUUUGCAUGAAGAAGAGGGAGAAAUUGGAGAGUGUGAAGAUGAAGAACUUAGUGUGGCAGUUGGUGCACCACCCAAUAAUACGGAUCAGUCGGAAGAUGAGGAUCCAGCCGCUGGCCCCUAUGAAUUUCCUCGAGAAUUAGAGGGUGCUAGAAGCAAUCAUAUGUAUGAAGCAGGUUCGUCAGGAUCUUCAUCUGGAAGUCGAAGACUGGCUCAGACUGCAACCCCUUCCAUAUCUUCCCAGAAGUUUGGAUCUCUUUCUGCACUAGAUGCUCGGCCUGGCUCUCUCACAAGAAGGACGGGUGAUGAUCUAGAGGAAGGAGAAAUUGCAGGGUCAGGUGAUUCUCACAUGGAACUCCAACAAUCUGGAAGUUGGAUUCAUGAACGAGAUGAUGGCGAGGAUGAACAGGUGUUGCAACCAAAAAUAAAGCGGAAGCGUAGCAUUCGCGUUCGUCCUAGGUCUAAUUUAGAAAGGCUUGAAGAGAAAUCUAAUGGUGAAAAGCUUUUCCCUCAGCGUGGGAGUGCUUCUGAACUGCCCUCAUCAAUGGACCAUAACUAUGAAGCACAAUUAAGGAUCAAUCCCGAACUCGAGGGAUUCAGCGACCCUGUUGCUGAUAGGCAUGAUCCAGUUGACUCAGUUUCAAAACAGAGGCACAACUUGACAUCACGAAAGGUUCCCGGUUCUUCGAAAUUGCAUGUUAUGCCAAAACCCUGCAAGUCGAAUAGUUUGCGAGUCCCUGCUGUGGAUUCAUCAGAACACUCUAGAGAAUGCUGGAACAGUAAAGCUAUGAACACAGGUGGGCCUGUAUUUUCUGGCACAAAGAUGUCGGACAUUGUUCAAAGAAAGUGCAAGAAUGUGACUAGCAAGUUCCAAAGAAGAGUAAAUAAAGAUGGUCAUCAGAUUGCGCCAAUCUUAACGGAGUUUUGGAAGAGUGAACACCCAAGUUACAUGGCUGCGAAUAAUCUCUUAGAUCUACGGAGGAUUGAUCAACGCGUGGAGAGGUUAGAGUAUAAUGGGGUGAUGGACUAUGUGUCGGACGUGCAGUUGAUGUUGAAGAGUGCAGCUCAGUAUUGCGGAUACUCUCACGAGGUGAGAUCGGAAGCGAGAAAGCUACAUGAUCUUUUCUUUGACGUAAUGAAGAUUGCAUUCCCGGACACAGAUUUCCGGGAAGCAAGAAGUGCCCUCACAUUUUCGAGCCCUGGAGCCACAGUCGCCCGUUCCCCGAGGCAGGCCGUGGCCAGCCACACCAAGCGGCACAAGCUGAUCAAUGAGGUUGAACCAGAGCAGGGUCCCAUGAGGCAAUUGCAACGUGGGCCCAGCCCCACUGGUAUGGACGCCAGGACCCAGGGUCACCCAUCCAAGCCCCACAAGGAAUCCAGGCUGGCCAGCAGUAGCAGCAGCCGGGAUCAUGGUCCACCAGAUGAGGCCCCGUGGCUGACCCACCCAGGAGAUCUGGUCAUCUGCAAGAAGAAGAGGAAAGACCGGGACAAGGCCCUUGUUGUCAAUUCAAGGAGUGGCCCAAUGUCUCCUGUCAGCAUGCCUCGCAGUGUCAAGGUCGGCCCAGUGAGGACCUAUCAACCACCCCAUCAGGUGGCACAUCCGCACAAGUGGCCGGCCCAGCAGGGCAAUGAUGGUGGCAGGUCAGGGGGUCUAAAAGAGGCCCAGUGGGCUAAACCUGUAAAGAGGAUGAGAACAGAUGCAGGUAAAAGGAGGCCAAGCCAUUUAUGAGAGAUCUCACAGUGUACAUAUAUACAAUGUGAUCGGCCAAUUUUUCUUCCCUAUUGAUUUCAGGUGUAAGUGUAGUGGGCCAUCCUGCCUGUACAAUUAAGUCGGCCAUCUCCAUUUGUAUCCUUUAUUACCCUUUUUUUUGUUUUUUGUCACUACCAUAUAACUUUCAAUCAAUAUGGUAGAAAAAACAGAAAUGAAAAAGAAAAGAAAAUCCAUUUUGAGUAGGAA
Magnolia sinica is the source of this 7364-nucleotide messenger RNA. Its product is annotated as ATP-dependent helicase BRM. The coding region runs from base 399 to 7136 and encodes 2245 amino acids. Gene Ontology annotation, molecular function: ATP binding; ATP-dependent chromatin remodeler activity; DNA binding. Gene Ontology annotation, cellular component: nucleus. The transcript is spliced from 14 exons. NCBI's taxonomy places the organism in Eukaryota, Viridiplantae, Streptophyta, Magnoliopsida, Magnoliales, Magnoliaceae. The record is from RefSeq and is a predicted model, not a curated record. Gene Ontology annotation, biological process: positive regulation of transcription by RNA polymerase II.